GCGUCGUUCGGGAAGAGAUUCCGUUGUAAAUGGAUGGCCGAGAAGGCAUGCUCUUCACUGUUCGCAAAUAAAGAAACUGAUCAGAAUCCCGUACUGAGCGGAUUCACAGAAUCACUUGCAACGGUUGGAUAUCGCGAAGAGCUGCUCGAAUUCUGUGUGCCUAUUCAAAUCGCUCACAACUACGAGGACGACGUCACAAUCACCUUCAAAUUGGAGUACUGUUUACGAGGAACAUUCUCCUGA
Molecule: messenger RNA, 243 nt
Organism: Anisakis simplex (herring worm)
Lineage: Eukaryota; Metazoa; Nematoda; Chromadorea; Rhabditida; Anisakidae
Source: the annotation of a GenBank genome assembly